AUGUCGCGAGACGUGAGUUUAUCGCCAAAAUCGGAGACGACGCGUCUUCUGGAAGAUCCUCUUCCGAGCCUUUCCGUGGUGGACGAAGAACAUCCGAUGAGCCUCCUCUCCUUCUCGACCCCUCUGACGUCAUCCGUAGCGCCCUUCGACGAGACUGAGGACUUCGAGAAAGGAAGAAAUGCUGAAAGAAAAGAAGGACGAGGAGCAGAAGGACAGGAAGAAACGACACAAAUCCUUCGACGAGCCUCGGAAAAGGAAGGACACGGCGACGUCCAUCACCAACUUCUUCCAUCGGUUCACGAGAUCCGACAAAGAGGACAAGGAUAAAGACAAGAAGAAGGACGGGAUCGAAGAGGAGACCGAGGAGGAAAUCGGGCGGCCCGACAAGCUCGCCAGUCCCGACUCUUCGGAGGAGAUGUGGUUCGGGGCGGCUGGGGACGGAAGCAUGCUCGGGUACGAGGGCGAGGAGGAGCUUUACGAGUGGGAGCCCGACACGAUGACCGAGAAACUCGUCGUUGAGCCUGUUCCGCAGCAGGAGGCUGCGUCUGGGUCUUCACAGUUCGAGGUUCUUUUUUGGUUUCAGAAGUUGAAAUGGUUUUUUUUAGAACAGUUAUAGUUUGUUCAAAAAUCCUCCAUAAGGUCAUACAGUGUUCAUAGUUCGGCGAUUUCAAAAUUGACGCCUUAUUCGUUAAAAAUGGUUCCGUGAAAUGGGCCAAAUUAAAGUUAAAGUCCCGGAUCCUUUAAAAAAAUGCGUCCUACAACGAUAAAUCGAGAUAUGCAACUUUUUACGGUAGCGAAUUUAAUUUUUCGAAAAUGUCGGAAAUUUUUUUACAACUUUCGAAAAGAGUAUCGAGGCGAAGAGCCGUAUUUUUUAGGCCAUAUAAUCAUUUUCUAACUGAUUUUUGAUAAUUUCACUUGAUCACCAGUAUAGUUCAAGUAAAAAUCGACUUUAUAUAAAAAAAAAUCAUUUUUCCUGCAAAAAUUUGAAAGAGUUCUUGUAGUUUUCCAUACGCACUGUGAGCCAUUGAAGUUUUCUUCUUUCAAGAAAAAUAGAUCAAUGUUUUUUUUCUCGAAUAGCUGUCCCCAUGUUUAAACUUAAUUAUAAGUUUGAAUGUUUUUGCAUGCUUUGAAACGUGUAGUGAUAAUUUUGGGUUUGAGAUUUCAAUCUAUAAACUCUUUUGAUUUGAAUAGUUGAAGGCGUAGUUUUUUCAAUAUUUGAAAAAUAAAUUUAGUGAGAAGCUUAAUUCAGGUAAAGUGGGUUUAUACCGUGCAAAUCACCUUUUUUUGAGUACAGCUGUAUUUUUUUUUGGAAAUUUUAAAGAGAGUGCAAAAAAAACCCCCAAAAAUCGUAUCUGAGUUCGCAAGCAAAAGCCAGAAGGUCCCAAAAAGAAGCUUUUGGGAAAAUAUUCUUUGAAAGAUUUUUUUCUUGAUCUUUUUCUGAAAGGGACCACUUAAGCAGACAAAAAAGAAGACGUAUAAAAAAAGGAGAUUCUGAGAGGUUCUUGACACCUUUUUAGGAACUCAAAAAGGAGCUCCAGAAUCUUCUUUUUAAGGCCCUUCAGACUUUUCCCGUGUUUUGGGGCCUUUAGAGCUCUAGGUUCUUCUUUAGUUUCUCUUUUUUGAGGCCGUUUGGACUUUUCCCGUGUUUAGAGGCCUUUUAGAGCUUCAGUAUCUUCUUUUUGAGGCUUUUUAGAGCUCUAAAUUUGUCUUUAGAUCCUCCAUUUUGAGGCCUUCCGGAGUUUGCCCAUGUUAAAAAACCGAAAAAAAGAAAACUUCCCUGUUUGCAGGAACAAACCCUCCUCCAGCUCCUCGAAGAUUUCCGCAACGGAGAGAUGCAUUUCCUGACAGAGCCUCAGUUGGAAGCCAUGCGAACCGUCAAAAGACAACAUGAAGACGUCACGAACACUCAUCUGAAGAUCGCCCAACUUCAGGGCGACGAUUCUGAAGAAAAAGAGGAGAAUCUCGAGAGAAUGUUCGACGAGCUCAGCGAGAAGAUCACCAACAUGCACGCCGUCUUCGAUAACGUCUUUUUCUAUGACGGCCCCGACGACGAGUACCUCUCUUCUUGAAUUUUGUCCUUUUUUAGGAUUUUAUUGAGUUCCCAGAGGAGGUCAUUUUACUUAGGACGACAAGUGGUCUCUAUAGGGGCAGAAGGUUCUCUUUUCCCUGUUUAGAAGCUUGUUAAAAGUGGAGGGGCAACCUUAAGAACCCUUGAAAAUUUCCCUCUAGGGACCACCUUAGCUCUCCCUAAAGGGGCGAUAAAGCUUCUUAAAGUGGAGGGUCAACCUUAAGGGCUAUAGAUGGUAUCCCUAUAGGGACCACUUUACCUCCCUCUACAGGGGCUUUAAAACUAGCAAAAGUGGCAACUCUGGGGGUUUUCGUCAGUGGUCACUUUAGGAUUGUCUUGUAUUUCUAGGAACUCUAUGAGAAGCGUUUUUAUUUUCAAAAAGUCGGAAUUUAUCGUUUUUCGAAUUAAAAACAUCAAUAAGCUUUAUUGAAUACGUCUUUUAAUUUCCCGAUCUUGAGACCACUAUAGGGACCACUUGAGUUUUAGGGCUUAGGGUCAGACCAUAAAUCCCUAAAAGGACCACCUGGUCUUCAAUCCUCAAUGGAGCGAUUUUUUGUCGACUGUAAGGGCUUUUUUUUUUACUUAACCCCUCUAGGGACCACUCUGUCGUUUUUGAGUCACUUUUCGGUUUGGAAUGCUGUCUAAAGGUCUAGAAUAAAUUUCCUCGUAAUCACCACUUGCCUUAUUUCGAAAUUUUUGAGUUAUGGCUUUUUGAUGUUUGCUUCUAACACUGAAUCAGGCCUGAAACCAAAAAAAGUAACUUCAAAAAAAUAUUUCUAUAAAAAAGUGAAGUUUGCCCGAGUUGCAACCAAGAUUGGUAUUAAUUUGAACUCUUAAGGAUUUUUUUUAGCCGAUUUUCAGGAAUUUCCAAGCUUAAAAUUGAAAACCCCUCCCUAGUCAGAACUGAAAUGUUCACUAGAGGUUUUUUUUUUUCAUAAAAUCAGCUUUAACCCUUUUUUUGGUAUAUGUUCUUAAAACAUCUAUUUUCAAAAUGCUUCCUUUUUUUUUGACACCUCGAUUUUUUAGGAUGCUCCAAAAAGAGGCAAUUUUCAGGGAUUUAUGAGGCUCGGAAAUUUAUGAUUUCAAUUUUCAAGCUCACCUGAAAAAUCUCAUUCUACAAAAAAAUACCUCGAAAAUAGCUUUUUCACGUGAAUUUUUUUCACAGCAAAUAAAUUUAUUUUUUUACAUAAAUUUUUUUCACAAUAAGAAGCUUUAAAAAGUAGCAUGUUUCAUAUACCUUUUUUAAAAAAAGGAACCUUCAUUUUAAUGUGAGAAAGAAGAUUUUUUUGUCCAUCAAUGAACUAAAUUGAUAUUUUGAUAGUCAAAAGAGCAAUUAUGACGUCAUCUGAGUAAAAAAAGGAUUUUUUUAUUUUCAAAAAAAUCACGAUCCUGUUCAAAAAAAUUAUAUGGAAGAGUUCACGAAUUUUUAUUACUCGGUCUUCCCAUUCUAUUUAUUCAAGUUCAUUCUCCUUCCUUUAUAUCACUUUUGUUGAAUUUUUUUGGCACUGUGUAAAUAUUUUCAUUCCACUCACACAAGCUUUCAUUUGGUUUUCAAUAUUUAUCAUUUUUCGCAUUUCCUGUGUAUUUAUUUCCGCAUUUUGCACGUCUCCGCCAUAAAAUUGUACAAAUGUGACAUAUAUCCUCGAAUAAAUUGGUUAUUUUGCAGGGAUUGGCGCUCAAGUUGCUGACCAACUUCUUCCUGAACCGGAUGGCGGCCAACGAACCACCGGCGACCGAGUUCGGAGACCUGGAGUCCCUCUGCAAGGCGAUCAACGGCCUGAGUAGUGGGGAUAGUAAUGGUGAUUUGAGUGGAAUUCACUAUGAAUCUUUUUUUCAAAAUUAGGCUUCGAAAAAUUGUAGAAAAAACAAUUUCUCUGACCUCAUUAAUCUGGGAAAAAAAUUUUAUUUUAUUCUAGGAAUCCAGUUUUUGAGUAUAGAAACUAUCAAAGCAAGUUUUUUUGUAUAUAGUAUAUUUUUUUACUCUCGUUUCUUCAGAUUCAAAAAUUUUUUUGAAUAAAAAUCGAGAUGUCAAGUUUUUUUAUCGGGAUUAGAAGUAAUUUUUUAUUAUUUUUUUAAAAGAAAUUCAAGCUUUUUUGACUUUUUCAUCAAGUUUUGAUUGAUGAAAGUAACGAUAAAUAAAGGUUUUUAGAUGCAAAAAAAUUGAAAGAAACCGUUUGAAAACGAUAUUUUUCAAUUCAAAACCGACUAUUGAAGUUAUUCAAAAUGAGUUCAUCAUAUAAAGUUGUGAAAUUCUGAAGAAUAUACAAGAAAGUAAUAAUUUUAAAGGUUUUUUUAGCUUUUAAAAAAAGAAUAUCUCGAUUUUUUUGAACAAAUUGAGACAUUUUUUUCGAACAAUUUAAGAAAAAUAAACGCGGUAAGAAAAGUGUUUUUUUCAGUAAAGAAGAUGAAUUUCCGGGUUUUUUCGCCUUGAAAAUAAGGGAAUGAUAAUUUCUCACUGGAUUUGCUUUAAAAAAUGGGAAGGUGAACUUUUUUCAGCUCUCUCGACAGGAAAAAAAGCGGCGGAUAUAACUAGGAAAAAUCGGGAAGUUUUCGAGAAGAAAAGCUGCGACAUCGAAGCGUUUCUCCUCAACUGCAAUCAUGUUGUUGGAUCGGUUCGUUUUUUAGAUUUUUUUCUCUUUAAAAGGAGGUUUUUUUAAUGUUAUGUAAUCCUUUCAAGCUUUUUAUUGGGUUGGAAAAGGUUAUCAGCUUUCAUGACCUUAAUUCUUAAUUCAGUAACUAGAAAGAGGAUAAUUCUGGGAUUUUUUUGAAGAAAAAGAUAAUAGAAAGUAUUUUUUUGCAAGGUAACGAAUAUCGAAUUAACAGUUUCAAAGUGAUGUUCUCUUCAAAUUCAAAAAGUCCUGAGUUAUCAUUUUUCGGCGAACGUUAAACGUUAAAAAAAGGGUCCUGACACGAUAAAUAUAAAGAGAUAACGCUUUGUCGGUGGAGAGCGCAGACAGGCCUUUGGGUCCCAAGCUAGCUGUGAAUGGUCUAUAGAACUCUUAAGAAAAUUUAAAAAAAAGAAGAUUUACUUUUUCCAUUUUUUUUUUAAAUUGCGUGAUUAUUUGAUAGCUUGGGCAAAGUCGGAAUGGUGGAUAAGUGCACAAGAGCCGAGAAAAUGGCGCAAAAAGGCAGCAAAAAGGAAGCUUUCGUCACUCUGAAAGGAGCAUUUCUAUUAAGCCUUUUUCUACCAUUCCGUCUUUUUCUAUGUUGGUCCCAAGCUUGCCUUGAAUGGUCUAAAAAGCUCGUCUUUCGAAAAACAAAAACUUCUUUUUCCGAUUUUUCAAAAAGCCCUAUGAUAAGCAUUUGAUAGAGUUUUCUGUUGUAGACGGCGAUGAUCGCAGCGAUCAAAAGUCUCUUCGACACUUCCGUAGCGAAAAAUUACGAAGCCGGGGCGGAUCGGGCCGUCGAACUGUUGAAAUAUUAUCUGGACGGCGGCCAGUUGGUUGCCGAGCAUUUGAGGCUUGUUCCCGAUAUUUGUGGGUUUUUUUUUUGCUUGAAAAAAAUUGAUGGUAUGAAAAAAAAGCCAGCGAAAUUUCAAAAAGCGACUUUUCCGAUUAUGUCGUAUCGCUAGGGAACUUUCCGACGGCCACCUUUCCGCCGAAUCCCUUUCCGACUUUUUUCCCAUAUAUUUUUCGGUUUAUAAAACAUCUGUUAACACUUUUUUUCCUAUUUAGUUGUUUUUUUGAUCAUGAAUAACUUGCCUAUUUUUAUAUAGGAAGAUUUAGAAUGAAGAUUUUAUCGAGAAAAAAAGUCGGAAAAAAAUUCGUCGGAAAGUUCCCUGGAGACAUGAAAAAAAUCGGAAAAGUCGCCGUUUGAAUUUUCGCUGGUCUUUUUUUCAUAUCACCGAAAAAUUGAGAGAAACGGUCUCCAGAUGGGUAACUUUGAAGCUUGCAAAAGUGGCCGCUCUAGGGAGGGAUAUAAGGACAUUUUUUUUCUGGUGACCCCUCUAGGGACCGCUCUGAGGUUUGAAGUAUAGAAUUCUGAUGAUGAAAAUGCUCAUAAUUUUUCGAUUAUAACUGGUAUCUUUUGUGUUAAAAAAAAUCAUGUUUUUUAUUAUUUUUCUGGUUUUUUUUUAGCUGAUUUCCAUACAUAAAUUAUUAUUUUUAAGCAUUUUCGAAAUGAAAUAAAUUUUUCAGAACAAACUUUUUCACUCAUCUCUGUAUUUUCUGCCAAAAUUCAUUUUUUUCCAGUUCUUCCCCUUGUUCGGAGCGUUGGUUUUUACUGUCUGGAGAAGAAGAAAAAGGUACGUUUCAAGGAAUUUAUUUAG
Caenorhabditis auriculariae is the source of this 6335-nucleotide messenger RNA. The record is from the annotation of a GenBank genome assembly. NCBI's taxonomy places the organism in Eukaryota, Metazoa, Nematoda, Chromadorea, Rhabditida, Rhabditidae.